CUGAGGGUCUUACUGAGGGACUGGGUCAUUCAUCAUUCUGUUUCAUUUCAUUUUCAUGACUUUUCAACCGGAAGCAGCCAGAGGCGAUCCUAUAUCGUCGCUCUCCAGAAACGUCGACAUCAGCGGGACUUUCCGUCGCCAGUCGCCGGAAUUGCGAAACGGUGCUGCUAACACAAAACUAAAGAGGGAAGCCCAUUAUCCUUACCAAAGGAGGAUAUAAAUUUUCUUAUUGGGUUUUUAAUAUUCGAUUAUGGAGGCUUAGACACCUACAAAAGCGAUGUCCGAAAUGGGGGGAGGGGUUUGAGAUCACACAACCCAUGGUCUGUAUGUAUGCAUGUGUGCGCUUGAGGAAUUUAUUUAAUUUAUAUUGUUGGUGCACAUAAUCACAUACCUUAUGUUUAAGUUUAAAUGGUUGGAUAAUGUAUUAAACAUGUCUGAGGUAAAUAAACCAGAUAAUAAAGUGUUCACCGAUCCUGGGUGAUCUGAUCACAGUCUGAUAUAAUUACUGCUUUGAGAAUUCAUUUUAAUUACGCUAUUAAAAAUAGUCCAUCCUUUUUUUUUUACUGCACAGGAUGUGUUUUGUUGGACAUACGUGUACUGGGACUGUAACUGAAAAAUAAAUAUUGUAGUUUCAGUUAAAUGUUCAGAGGUGGUACUCUGUACGAGCUACAUGUAAUACAGAUCCAGGUUUGAGGAGGAUAAAUAACAGAUAUGUCCAAUGCUGUGUGAUAAUGUUGGUUGCCAGAGUGGUACUUUUUUUUAAGUUUGACACUUAGGCCAGCCUCACAUUCUUUUUCAGUUGUCUUGGUCUGAGUUAACCCUCCCACUUCUUCUGCCCCCUUAUCUUUUUUACAAUUUUCAGUUUCUGUAUGACUGAGUGUGUCUGUGUGAGAGGAUAAGACCUUGGGUUUUCUCAAACCUCUCUCCCUUUUGAAGGACAUCGCUUUUCCCUUAUUCACUAUAAUUAAAUCUCAAAAUGGAAACUCUUGUUCAACUCAAAAACAGCCCAUUUUUGAUGGGCUUGUGUCGUAACGGACCUCCACCUGACCUACAGUAUGAUAACUCCUCGGAGCUCUUCCGGAUCUCUACUUUUGCUCGUUUCCCGUGUUCGGGAGUCACAGAGCGAAGUCUGGCGAGGGCAGGUUGGUUCUACACCGGUGUGGGUGACCGCGUUCAGUGUUUCAGGUGCAAUGUGACGGCAGAGGGCUGGCAGGCCGGAGACUGUCCAACAGAGAGACACAGACAGCUCUCUCCUACCUGCUCCUUCAUCCAGAGCCUCCCGUCUACAGCCAACCUGCUCUCCUCCUCUCACUCUGCCUUUUCUCCACUCCGCAUUGCUCCAGCCAUGCCACUUUCUGGUCCAGGCCCAGCUGCUCCUAACCAAACAGUAAGUCAAGGUGAUGAGCCGGUCGGGUACCUAAAUAUGGGUUUCUCUGCUCCGCCGCCCUCCAGCCCACUGAGCUCUCGUGGUGUUGAGGACAUGUCCCACCAGAGACCAACAUGCCACAAUCCCAGCAUGCGCAGAGAGCAGGACCGCCUUGACUCCUUCCACUCCUGGACACUCUCCAUCAUCACCCCCGCAGAGCUUGCCAAAGCAGGCUUCUACUAUUUAGGCCAGGGCGACCGAGUGGCCUGCUUCAGCUGCGGAGGACAGUUGAGUAACUGGGAACCAGGUGAUAGAGCCGUAUCCGAACAUCAGAGACAUUAUCCAAACUGUCGUUUUGUCCGGGGGGAUAGAGCUGACAACGUGUCGCUGGCCGGAAUGGCAGGAGCUGCGUCUGGAGCAGUGACGUCCCAACUGUCUGCAGGAGGCCCAGCUCUCAGUAACGUGUCCAACCCCGCCAUGCAGCAGAGCGAAGAAAGGCUGCUUACCUUUGUCAACUGGCCGUCUCGUAUUCCUGUGCGCCCUGACCAGCUGGCUAAAGCUGGCUUCUACUAUGUAGGUCGUAAUGACGAUGUCAAGUGUUUCUGUUGUGAUGGCGGUCUGCGAUGCUGGGAGUCUGGAGAUGAUCCUUGGGUGGAACAUGCUAAAUGGUUUCCUCGGUGUGAAUAUUUGCUCCAGGAGAAGGGACAAGAGUUUGUUCACCAGAUCCAGGCUCGUUUCCCUCGGCUUUUUGAGCAGCUUUUAACAAAUGGAGACGCCAGCUCCAGAGAGUUUGUGGAUCCACCUGUGGUGCACCUCGGUCCAGGAGAGGAGCGAUCUGAGGACGCCGUCAUGAUGAACACCCCUGUGAUUAAGUCUGCCUUGGAGAUGGGUUUUGAGAGGAGUCUAGUCAAACAAACGGUCCAGAGCAAGAUCCUGACCAGUGGCGAGAACUACAGAACAGUUCAGGAGCUGGUUUCAGACCUGCUGAGUGCCGAAGACCAGAAGAGGGAGGAGGAGCGUGAGAUGCUGGCAGAGGCAAUGGCAUCAGAUGGUUUCACCUUUGUGAAGAGACACCAAGCAGCUUUGAUCCAGCGCCUAAAGAGUGUCGAGCCAGUGUUGGACCAUUUAAGAGAGCAAAACGUUUUAUCUGCUGAGGAGUAUAGCAGUCUUCAGGCUCAGACGUCGGCCCAGCAGCAAACAGCCAGGUUGAUAGAGCUCAUCCUCACAAAGGGUAACGCUGCCGCUGAGGUCUUCCGCAACUGGAUCCAGAAAAACGAUGUCCACCUGCUCAGAGAUCUCAUGGCCCAGUCAAAUGAAGCUGCAUCACCAAGCCAAGAUCUUUCAGACCUCCCCAUGGAGGAGCAGCUGCGGCGCCUGCAGGAGGAGCGCACCUGUAAGGUGUGCAUGGAUAAAGAAGUCAACAUUGUCUUCAUCCCAUGUGGACACCUGGUGGUGUGCAAAGAGUGCGCACCAUCUCUGCGAAAGUGCCCCAUCUGCAGAGGUCUGGUUAAAGGCACAGUUCGAACCUUCCUCUCAUAACCAGGAGACUGAGCAGAGCUCCCUCAGUCUCAUGUGUCACUAUGAUGUGAUUGAAUGUAAGCAAUAUGAUACAAAUUUAUAUUUAUUGGAAAGGUUUUCUAAUAUGUGACUUACCUGGCCAUGUUAAACCUAAGAGACAUUUAAGAUAUCGGCAACUUUCUAUAUCAUUUAUCUACAUGAUCGGAUAAUGCUCAGACAUAACCUUAUAUGAUAAGAAUCCAGUAAGAGUACAAGGUGAUGGAUUUUUCAAAUAUGCUUUUUGGUUGAUAUGUUUGACAUAGGUAUACUAUUAAUCUAUUAAUAUCCAAAUAUGAAAAAUCUAAUAAAAUAAUCAAAUCAUUGUUCAAAACAAUGUGUUCCACUGUUCUUGAUCUUAACUCAUGUAAAACAAAAACAUCAAUAUAUUAUUGUUCCUAAAUUAACAUAAGAUUGUCUUAUAAGGAAAGUUUAUAACAGCAGCCCCAUAAUCAACAUCAGUUUAAAGGCUUCAGUCAUUCUGAUUAUCAGACGAAUCAAUGAGACGGUCAUUGUUGAGCAUUAAGGGUCGAGACAGGCAGCAACUACAUUAAAUCAUCAUUAAAGAAGCAGCUUCAUAAACAACAGAAGUUUGAUUGUGACCCGAGGUGUUAAUUAAUUGGUACUGUAGUCCUCAAUUAGAAGAGGGAUAGUCUCAAAGUUUUGUCGAUACAAGUAGACCCAGUGCUGACUGAAUUAAAUCAUCUGUAUUUAAAACUGAACUUAUAAACUUUACCAUAUUUACUGCAGGGCUUCUGUCGUUAGUUUUUGACCAGUUCCUUCUCAAAAUCUAAGGUGUUUUAUUUUUCUGUAUGUCAAAUUGAACUGACUUUUGUGACUUGCCAAAUAUCCUACAUCCCCCAUGUAACUACAGCCGUUGUAUUUAUGUUACAUAAAAAUAUGGAUAUAUACUGUUCAUUAAAAAUCACAAGUCUAA
Messenger RNA from Seriola dumerili (greater amberjack), 3857 nucleotides. It is a transcript of the gene birc2, whose product is annotated as inhibitor of apoptosis protein-like. Lineage: Eukaryota; Metazoa; Chordata; Actinopteri; Carangiformes; Carangidae. The record is from RefSeq and is a predicted model, not a curated record. Gene Ontology annotation, biological process: regulation of apoptotic process. Bases 977 to 2905 code for a protein of 642 amino acids. The transcript has 13 exons.